Tetranychus urticae (two-spotted spider mite) is the source of this 2877-nucleotide messenger RNA. RefSeq names its product vacuolar protein sorting 51 (gene Vps51). NCBI's taxonomy places the organism in Eukaryota, Metazoa, Arthropoda, Arachnida, Trombidiformes, Tetranychidae. The record is from RefSeq and is a predicted model, not a curated record. Gene Ontology annotation, cellular component: membrane; GARP complex; EARP complex. Gene Ontology annotation, biological process: endocytic recycling; Golgi vesicle transport; lysosomal transport.
AACUAGUGUUACCAUGGUAAUAGAAAACAUAUGGUGUCAAUUGUUGUCAUAAGCCAUUUUUCAUUUUACUGCUGGUUUAAGCCUAAAUCUGGAUUUACCAAUUUUUCAUCGUAAAAAUGUCUUCUUCAGGUUCUGGUAAAACUUCUCGGGAAAAGAAGUUCCUUUUGAAAGAGUAUUACAAACCCGAAGAAAUGAUUCCUGAGAAUGGAAGUAUUGAUAUUGGUGACCUAUUCAAUGUCAAUAGUCCUGAUUUUAAUGCUGACCUAUAUUUGAGCAAACUUCUUAAAGAAUGCAAUAUUUCUCAAUUAAUGGACAAAGAAGAUGUAUUGCGUCGACAGAUUCAGAGCCUUGACAAUGAGAUGCAAACUUUGGUCUAUGAAAAUUACAACAAGUUCAUCAAUGCUACUCAAACAAUAAAAAAGAUGAGUAAUCAUUUUGAUAAAAUGGAAGAACAAUUAGCAGAGCUAUCAUCUAAUAUGGAAAAGAUAACAGUUUCAAGCGAAGAAAUUUCAAAAAAUUUGGCCACUCGUCGUCAAGAUUUGUCUAAAUUAUCUGCUACCGAUGGUGUUUUAAAGAAACUUCAAUUUCUUUUUGACCUCCCGCCUAAGAUGAAAACGUACAUCGAAGAAAAAAAAUUUGACGAAGCCAUUGCUGCUUAUAAUCAAGCAGUUGGAACUCUCUCAAGGUAUUCACAUUUUCCAUCAAUUGAAGCCAUCGAUCAUGAAUGUGAACAAAUUCUAGAUAAAUUGAGACAAGAAUUGUAUAAUCAACUCCAAGACAGUGACAUCAACACCCAGCAACUUGCAAUUACCAUCAACCUCUUGUUAGGUCUUAAAGAAUCACCUUUACAACUUUCAUCUGCUUUCCUUGAAACAUCAAAGAAGGCAUUAAAUGUUAAUUUAGCUGAACUUGAAAAAGAGACAAAUAAUUUUAUUCAACAACAAAAGUCAACGUCUGAGGAUAUUCAAAAAAUGGAUAUACUCGAAUACAUGGAUGUGGCCUCGAAUGGUUUUGCCAGUAAUUUAUCAGCUAUAAUUACCUCUUACAAGGAAAUUUUCAUCCAGAAGCUUGCUCUGAAUGAUAGUGUUGAUGAAAAUCAUUUGAUCGAUAACUUGAAAACUUUUGUCAAUACAUUGAUGGAAUCUUUCUUUAGUCAAAUCAAAACUCGCUUGUCAAUAGAACCCUUCAACACUCUAGAGAUAGCAUUUUUUGUGCGCUCAUUGGAUCGUUUAUAUCGACGUCUUCAGGCUUUGUCUAAUAUAUUCGGGUAUCAAAAUUUCACCAGUGAUGCAUUCAAUAUUAUUUGGGACUCAAGUGCAGCUCAAUGCUCUAAAGCAUUGGAACUUUCUAAAACUAAAUUCCACGAAGAACUGGUCAACGCUCGUCAUGCAAUUGUCAGUUUAACAUCACACGAAGCUGAGGACAAAACAUCAUUAUCUGAUAUUGUUGUUUCGUUGGAGACUUCAUUAAGUGAAUCAAUUAAGAACACUGUUAAAAGUUUGAGUGUUUUCUCAGCUCCAGAUCUAUCAUUUUUAAUUAAAACCAAUUUUCGUGAUGAUUUCAUCCUUGAUGUUAGAGAAAAAGUGGUUGCUUCGAUGCUUAAACAUGUAAUCUCACUUUCAUCGGAACAUCAGCGAGCUAAUUCAUCUGGAACUCCACUUUUAGUUCUUUUACUUUCCCGUCUCAACUUAGAUUUGGACCUUACCAUGAUCAGCUAUUUAAUCAAUUUUACUGAAGAGCAACUAUACAUUUCUCGUGAUAUGAAACCCUACCCUCACCUCACCGAACUCAAGCAAGCAGCUAAAGAUUGUGCUCAAAAUUUAAUCAAUAACUAUGUGCGACUGGAAGGGCAUAGUUUAUCUCAAAUGAUUAAAAAGUCAAUAGAAACAAGAGACUGGUCCAGUGGAGUUGAGCCGCGUUCAGUAAGAUCUGUGAUGAAAAGAGUAGUCGAGGAUGUUUCACUAAUUGAUAGUCAAGUGGCCCAACUGUAUGAGGAAGGAUCAAGGACUGAAAGGAGUUCAGACUCAAGUAGAAGUCGUAAUGCUAUGAGUGGAAUUGGACUUCCCUCUUCUAGAUCAUAUAGUCGAUCCAACUGGAGUUCAUAUGGUGCAAGCACUAUUGACAAUAGUUUGAUAAGCAAUAUUCAAAAACUAUUUGGAGAGCGAAUCGAAAUUUUCAGCUUAGUCGAGUUUUCAAAGCUAUCCAUUGUUACGGGAAUUAUCAAAAUAGGACUAAAGACAUUCCUCGAAUCAGUUCGCCUUUGUACAUUCAGUACAUUUGGAUUACAGCAGGUCCAAGUUGAUUUGUAUUAUCUUCAAACUCAUUUAUGGCGUUUUGUCACAGAUGAAAAUUUGGUUCAUAGCAUGAUUGAUGAAGUUCUUAGGAGUACAAUAAAUCGAUGUGUUGAGCCUGUACUCAUGGAAAUGAGCAUAAUCGAGAGGUUGUGUGAUGGUCAAUAGUAUUUAUCCAAUAAAGUUAGUUAGUCAACAUUUUCAUUAAAAUUAAUAAAUAUUUUUGCUGUUAUUCUAUCACAAUUAUCAUUUUUUUCAAUGACAACCCACAUGUACAAAUGAGGAGUCCCGCUAAUUUAAAUACAAAACACAAAUUCAUGGAGAAAUAUAUGACGAAUACAUCAAUCUGUUAAUCAUAACUGAACAAUAUCAUUGGAUACUUCCCAUUCCAGUCUAAUCUUUCAAUAUAAAUAUCUAGAUAAAUUUUUCUUUACUGUUGUAAAUACUUUAACCAAUAUCUUGAUACAUUUCGUUUACACAAGUAAACAAAUUCACAGACAUGACCAUUCCAAUGUAACAUGUAUUUUCUGCGAAAACGAAAAAAUUGAAACUAAUGAAAAUCAGAAAUAAUAAUAAUUAUAUCUUA